AUGGCAGACUGCAGUGACGUGCAGCAACUGAAAGAUGUUUGCUUGAUCAUUGUAGGAGAUGGUGAGGAUGCAGAUGCGGUCCUCGCAAAGCGCCGACUAGAAGCUGGUGGGCGACUAUGUCAUAUUCUCACCCGCGGAAUUGGGGACCCGAGGGUGAAGGUGCAAAAAUUUCCCAAUGAUGGCCGCUUCUACUGGCAGCCACCUGCAUUCUGCAAGAUAUCACCAUUUGGAAAGCGGCUGGGCGGUACCGUUUCUCAAGCCUGGACAAAAACGGGGCCUGACGGCAUCGUCCUGCCAGAUGACCACAAGCUGGUCGUGGCCCAAAUCAAUGGUAGCUUGCAACGUGUCCUCAUGGUUAAUGGCGAGGGUGAGAUGGUCAUGGAGAUGACUGGCUGGGUGGUCUUGUGCCCCACCGUGCAAAUAGCAACAACUGCUUCAGUGGAGGUCCAAAACAUGCAUAUGAAAGCCAUGGGUACCUUUUCGCGCCGCCGCAUAUCAGUGGGCUGUGUGGUGUCUUUUGCAGUGCUGCUUACACAUUUUCUGCUCAUCAUUUUCGCUGAAAGAUCGCUGCAAAGUCAAGAACUUGUGGUCAGGUUUGUCUUCUUCGCUAUUUCAAGCACGGUAACAACAGCAGAACCUAUGGUGAGGGUGCUUGCAUUUGCCUUGUGCGGUGAUGACUUGACGUGGAGACAAGCAUGGUCGAUCUCUCUGUUCGGGGUUGUUGCGGCGUCAAUAGCUACCCUUUCGACAGGGAUGGCUUUGUCUGAGUCCAUCUGCGGAUGUUUCGGCUAUAGUGUCUGGUGCAUUCUCCUAUGUUGGGUGUACUACAGGGGGAGGCACAGGCACACAUUGAGGAAAUUCUGGCCGCGUCUCACAUGGUUGACCUGUGUAUUUCUGGGCACGGCUGGCGGCAUGUUGUUGGUCGCGACAAGCAUUCUCAUCUAUGCUUCGAUGGUCGCGUCAAAUCAAACUUUUCUCGCUGCUAUCUUCUUGCCUUCUGUGACUGCUGGUGCUGAGAUUGGCUUGGUGAAAAUGAUCCAAGUUGCACAUCGCAGGCUCAUUUGCAUGAGACCGUCAGAAGACAUGACCAGUGGCGACCAUUUGUUUGUUGUGGUGCCUGUGACGAUCAUGGCAGUGCAUUGUGCUUGUGAGGCUGCACGUUUGAUGGCGAUCUUUAUUGUAACAGUGGCAGAUGGAGGUUACAGCUGGGUAGGGUCAGCGGUUGCCACAUUCUUGUUCAAUUUGCUGAUGCGCUCGGGGUGGACUUCCUUUCUCAUGUUUCGCUCGUGCAAGUUAUUCUGUGGGCGUCGCUUUGCCGCACAGCGAUUUGCGCCCAGCAGUUUCAACAAACUGCACAAUCACAGCAAGGUCUUUGGUGGUUAUCUCCGAUUCAUUCCUAUUGCCAGUUUAGUUACGGCCCGAGCACUGGCCUACGGACUGGCUGAUCUACAUCCAGCCUUCAACACCUCUGCAGCAAUUGCAGCAUUGGUGUUGCUUGGCCUUGAAAUUCUGGAAGACGUGACCAUCCUCAAUGAAGUGAUCCCGCCAUGUCCCAUGCCAGAGGAUUUCCUCCGAGAAGUCUCGGGCAACAGGGAUCCCCAUCAACUCUUUGCUGCGGAGCUUCGCCCCUGCGUGUCUAUGCAGCCCUGCAGUGUGGGAUCCGUGGUUCCAACCCCUGAUGCAGAGCUCAUGGAAUGGCGCCCGGCGCUGAAACGUACAAGCCAGCUGGGGUCAGUCAUGUGUGGGCAAGAUCAAGUCUUGCACUGUAGUCUCGCAUUGCAUGGCCUGCGCGAGAUUCCAUGGACUUUCCAAGUUGCAGUUGCAUGGGCAGUGUGUGGUGCAGUGUGUUUUCCCUUGUUUCCAGCGAUGCUGGGUGCAGGGUACAUGCUGGGGCUGAAUGAUCCAUGCCCUUUGUCGGAGGUGUGGAUUCAGUACUUCUGGCAGGAAUCUCCCCUCAGAUGCUGA
Messenger RNA from Symbiodinium sp. CCMP2456, 1965 nucleotides. NCBI's taxonomy places the organism in Eukaryota, Dinophyceae, Suessiales, Symbiodiniaceae. The record is from the annotation of a GenBank genome assembly.